Aspergillus pseudotamarii is the source of this 798-nucleotide messenger RNA. RefSeq lists its product as uncharacterized. Bases 1 to 798 code for a protein of 265 amino acids. Lineage: Eukaryota; Fungi; Ascomycota; Eurotiomycetes; Eurotiales; Aspergillaceae. The transcript is spliced from 3 exons. The record is from RefSeq and is a predicted model, not a curated record.
AUGUCCACCCCACCUGCGGACAAACCUCGAGGGGUUCAAGCCAUUCUCUGGCUCGAGAAAUACAUGCCCAUUAUAUUUCUCGUGCUGUUCAUAACGCUAGCCUGCCUAUCCGGUGCCUAUCACCAUAGAGUCUAUUCACAUCCGGAGCUUUUCGAGCCUCCAUAUAGCCCCUAUAUCAAGCCCGGUACAGACGGGCCGUUAAUAACUGCAUGUCUUCUUACAUGUAUCGGGGUGGCAGUGUUCCUCCUGUCUAUCUUUAUACCACAUAGUGGACUAUGGUGGUUCGCUUGUGUCGUUACUCGCUUCAGUCUUGCUACGGGUCUCAUCGCUUCUGCCGUCCUUCAAUCGCGAUAUAUGCCGCUUCCUCUCGGAUCAUGCGAAAAUGAUAACAUUUGGCGAGACCCAACUGGUAUCACAGAAGGAACACCCACAAUGUUCGAGGUACUACCGAUUCAAUCGGGCAAGAGUAAAUUUGGUAGGCGUUAUAAAAAUCGGCCAUGUGAUGCACUAGUCACUGUUUGGAGAUUCGAGAUUGCCUUAGCGGUAUUGACCGUACUCUGUGGUCUAUAUGCCUGCUUCCUCGUUGCGUAUGCAGUGAUCGCGGAUAAUCCAGUGACAUCGGCGCCUGUGGGUGCGGCGCUUCAGUGGCUUGGGAAACCUUUCAAGUCUGUAGCGGGCUGGGGCAAGGGCAGACGUAGCAAGGAAAGGAAAGAAGAUGAGGCAAAACUCCUUGCUACCGAUCCUGAAGGCUUGGGAUAUGUCGAUCACGAAAUGGGCAUCAGAGCCCGUCCGAUAUGA